Molecule: messenger RNA, 2655 nt
Organism: Closterium sp. Yama58-4
Lineage: Eukaryota; Viridiplantae; Streptophyta; Zygnematophyceae; Desmidiales; Closteriaceae
Source: the annotation of a GenBank genome assembly
AUGCCUGAUGGCAGCAUGGCAAUCUGUGACCUGCGCUCCCCAGCGCAAACCCCUCCCAUCCACCUCACCUGCUUCGGCGGAGCCUCGGUGCCGAGCCUGCUCUUCCUCCCAGGUCAAGAGCAUGUGCUGGCAGCUGCUGCUGGGAGCUCUGUUUUCCUUGUAGACAGGCGAAAGGCAGCAGGAGGAUCGUCAGAUGGAUCAGAGGCCAUAAUCAGACGGCUGUCAUUCAAUGCUGAUGAAAUUAAUGCUCUGGCAGUGGACCGUAAGGGCGACUUCCUGGCAGCUGCAGAUGAUUCAGGGCAAGUCAAGGUCAUCAACCUCAUCAACCACUCAUUGCACCGAACCCUCCGGGGCGUUCACAGCUCGAUCUGCAGCUCUGUUCUGUUCCACCCCAAGCAACCAUGGCAACUGUUCUCAGCUGCUCUCGACUGUACCUGGGCCCAAUGGGACUUCGCAACAGGUCGACCCCUCCGCGCAGUCAACCUGUCGGCAGAUACCACCUCCCCCGAUUCACCCUCCCCCAGUGCACCCUCCUCUUCCACCGCCUCCUCUUUUUCCUCUCGCAUGUGCAAUCCUCCCUUCAUCCACUCUCUAGCUACGUUCCGCAUUCCUCCUGUCAAGGCUUCUCCUAGUGCUACCGGUGCUGGUAGUAACAUUGCUGUCGCUGCUGCAAGCAAUACUUCUGAUGGUGAUUCUUGGAGGACAUGUGGCGUGACGCUAUUGGCCGUGGCACAGGGCGAUGGCACUGUAUCAGUGUGGGAUGCUGAUGCUGACGUGGAUGGGGAGGGGGAGAGGAGGGCAGGAGGAGGAAGAGCAACAGCAGCAGGUGGUGCUACAGCAGCUGCUACAGCCAGUGAUGGUGGGGAGAGUGUGGAAGGUGUGGCAGGUGGGGGAAGUGGGGGAGGAAGUGGGGGAGGAAGUGGGGGAGGAAGUGGGGGAAAUGGUGAGAGAGGGGCAGGAGCAAGAGGGGAAGGAGCAAGAGGAGGAGGGAUGAGCGGCCAUUGCGCAUCCGUCUCUGCUGUCACCUUCUGUCGCUUUGCUCCCCCCACUACACCUCUCCUCGCCUCUGGGGGCAAUGACCGACUCGUUCUUCUCUGGGAUGUGGCACACGCACUCUCUCCCUCCUCCUCUGCCUGCUCGUCCCAAGAUAGAGAGGGCAGCAGGGCGGAAAGUGGUGAUAGUGAGUCUGACACCAGCGAGGAUGAAGGGAGGAGAGCGGCAGGUGGGAGGAAACCGUUGGCGCCGGCCAUUCGCAUACAGCACGGGCGCAAGGUGAAUUUUCUUUCUACAUCAUUUGGGACCCCCGUCGCAGCGCAGACGGCGACGCUGAAGUCGUCGUUCCUGGGCUCCAAGCCACAGGCGAAGGCCGCGAACGCUGCGCUGCCGGUGAAGAAGUCCGACGCGCGCGUGGUGUGCAUGGCUGGAGACCGUUGGGGUGCGCUGGGCCGCGAUACCUCCGACGACCAGCAGGAUAUCACCCGCGGCUAUGGCCUGGUCGACUCCGCCUUCCAGGGUGCUCAAGGCAUUGGGACGCACAAGGCUGUCCUGUCGUCGUACGACUACGUCAGCCAAGGCCAAAGGAGCCUGCAGUGGGACAACACCAAGGAUGGCUACUACAUCGCUCCCGCCUUCAUGGACAAGGUCGUCGUGCAUCUCGCCAAGAACUUCAUGAAGCUGCCCAACAUCAAGGUGCCGCUCAUUCUGGGAGUGUGGGGAGGCAAGGGGCAGGGCAAGACGUUCCAAAUGGAGCUCAUCUUCGCCAAGCUCGGCAUCAACCCGAUUAUGAUGUCCGCGGGAGAACUUGAGUCCGGAAACGCUGGAGAGCCCGCCGCGCUGAUUCGGCAGCGGUACCGCGAGGCGUCGGACGUGAUCAAGAAGGGCAAGAUGUGCUGUCUCUUCAUCAACGACCUCGACGCGGGCGCGGGGCGCAUGGGCGGCACGACGCAGUACACCGUCAACAACCAGAUGGUCAACGCCACGCUCAUGAACAUCGCCGAUAACCCCACCAACGUGCAGCUCCCCGGCAUGUACAACAAGGACGAGAUCCCGCGCGUGCCCAUCAUUGUGACGGGCAACGACUUCUCCACGCUGUACGCGCCGCUCAUCCGCGACGGGCGCAUGGAGAAGUUCUACUGGGCGCCCACGCGCGAGGACCGCAUUGGCGUCGCGCAGGGCAUCUUCCGUCUCGAUGGCGUCCCUGAGCAGGACGUUGUCACGCUCGUUGACACCUUCCCUGGCCAGUCCAUUGAUUUCUUCGGUGCUCUCCGCGCGCGUGUGUACGACGACGAGGUCCGCAAGUGGGUGGGCAAGAUCGGUGUGGAGCAGGUGUCAAAGCACCUGGUGAACUCGCGGACGGGCCCGCCCAAGUUUGACCAGCCGAACAUGAAUCUGGAGACGCUGCUGGCGUACGGCAACAUGCUGGUGAAGGAGCAGGAGAACGUCAAGCGCGUGCAGCUCGCCGACACCUACCUUGCGUCCGCUGCCCUUGGCGACGCCAACCGUGACCAGCUGGAGCAGGGAACCUUCUUCGAAGGUGGCUAUGCCCAACAAGUGGGAGUGCCGGUGCCCUCGGGCUGCUCUGAUCCCAAUGCUGUCAACUACGACCCCACCGCCCGCAGCGACGACGGCAGCUGUGUCUACGACUUUGCCCAAUAA